Messenger RNA from Microtus ochrogaster (prairie vole), 5746 nucleotides. It is a transcript of the gene Epha5, whose product is annotated as EPH receptor A5. The record is from RefSeq and is a predicted model, not a curated record. Gene Ontology annotation, biological process: protein phosphorylation; axon guidance; ephrin receptor signaling pathway. Gene Ontology annotation, molecular function: ATP binding; transmembrane-ephrin receptor activity; protein binding. NCBI's taxonomy places the organism in Eukaryota, Metazoa, Chordata, Mammalia, Rodentia, Cricetidae. Gene Ontology annotation, cellular component: dendrite; plasma membrane.
GCUCGGGGAGACGCCGGAGCUCCAGACACAGCAGGAGCGCGCCACGCGGGUGCAGUCGCCAGGCAGCUCGCCCUGGCCGCCGCCGCGCACUCCGCCUCCGCGCUGAGCAGCGGGAAUCUCAGCGGCUCGAGCCGCCGGGCUCAGCUCCGCUCCCGGGUCCGCGCUCCAGCCUGCUCCGCUCGCCGCACCGCCCCCGGCAGCGCUCAACCCUCAACGUUUGGACUUCCCUCUGCCGGCCUCUCCAGUCGCUAGAUCGCUGCCUUUGCUCCACUCUCCUCGCUGUUUGCCACACCACGCUAGCUCCACUAUUCUCCCGUUUAUCCGUAGGCACCCCUGCUUGCAUUUCCCCCCGCUCCUUUAUAUGGAAAGCAUCAUUUUGAUUUAAGAUGAGUCGUCUUUUUUAAUCUCGCCCGUUUCAGUACUGAAGACUGAAAGGGAACCUUGACCACCACUCCAACCCUGGUGGCACUUAAAAAAAAAAUCACAAUUUUAAAAGAAAGAACAAGAAAAAAAGAAAAGUCUUACGAGGCAAAGGAACGGAACUCGGGACCCUCUGCAGACCCUUGAUUCUGACCACCCAGGACUAUACUAGUCAUCAGAACUCCUAAAUUAUCUCAUUCAACUGAAAGGGAGGGCGACUGGAGCUAGGAGCAAACUUCGGUGGUCUCCCUGGAUCCUUGAUUCCCGCAUUUGGAGGGGUCGAGCGCCAGAAGACACAGGACCCCACCAGGAGGAGGAGUCCCGCAUCUCUCUCUUUUCUCCCACCAAGCCUGAACCUUAGACUGAGACACGCGGGAUAUAGAGGAGGAAAGAGGGUAGUAGAAGAUGCGGGGCUCCGGGCCCCGCGGUGCGGGACGCCGACGGACCCAGGGCAGAGGUGGCGGCGACGACAACCUCCGCAUCCCUGUCUCUCUGGCAGGCUGCUAUUCUGCACCUCUUAAGGGUCCCCUCUGGACGUGCCUCCUCUUGUUUGCGGCGCUCCGGACCCUUCUGGCCAGCCCCAGCAAUGAAGUGAAUUUAUUGGACUCACGCACUGUCAUGGGGGACCUUGGAUGGAUUGCUUUUCCAAAAAAUGGGUGGGAAGAGAUCGGCGAAGUUGAUGAAAACUAUGCCCCUAUCCACACAUACCAAGUAUGCAGAGUUAUGGAACAGAAUCAGAACAACUGGCUGUUGACAAGUUGGAUAUCCAAUGAAGGUGCUUCCAGAAUCUUUAUUGAACUCAAAUUUACUCUAAGGGAUUGCAACAGCCUUCCUGGAGGACUGGGCACUUGUAAGGAGACAUUUAACAUGUAUUAUUUUGAAUCCGAUGAUGAGAAUGGAAGGAAGGUUAAAGAGAACCAGUACAUCAAGAUUGAUACCAUUGCUGCUGAUGAGAGCUUUACAGAACUAGAUCUUGGAGACCGUGUCAUGAAACUUAAUACGGAGGUCAGAGAUGUAGGACCUCUGAGUAAAAAGGGAUUUUAUCUUGCUUUCCAAGAUGUCGGUGCUUGCAUUGCUCUGGUUUCUGUGCGUGUGUACUAUAAGAAAUGUCCUUCUGUGGUAAGACACUUGGCUGUCUUCCCUGACACCAUCACUGGAGCUGAUUCUUCCCAGUUGUUAGAGGUGUCAGGUUCCUGUGUCAACCAUUCUGUGACAGAUGAUCCUCCCAAAAUGCACUGCAGUGCUGAAGGAGAGUGGCUGGUUCCCAUUGGGAAAUGCAUGUGCAAGGCCGGAUAUGAAGAGAAAAAUGGCACCUGCCAAGUGUGCAGACCUGGGUUCUUCAAAGCUUCUCCUCACAGCCAGAGCUGCAGCAAAUGUCCACCUCACAGUUACACCCAUGAGGAAGCUUCCACCUCUUGUGUCUGUGAAAAGGAUUAUUUCAGGAGGGAAUCUGAUCCGCCCACAAUGGCAUGCACAAGACCCCCCUCAGCUCCUCGGAAUGCCAUCUCAAAUGUUAAUGAAACUAGUGUCUUUCUGGAGUGGAUUCCGCCUGCUGACACUGGUGGAAGGAAAGAUGUGUCAUAUUAUAUUGCAUGCAAGAAGUGCAACUCCCAUGCAGGGGUGUGUGAGGAGUGUGGAGAUCAUGUCAGGUACCUCCCCCAGCAAAUCGGCCUGACAAAUACCUCUGUCAUGAUGGUGGAUCUUCUUGCUCACACAAACUAUACCUUUGAAAUUGGGGCAGUGAAUGGAGUUUCCGACUUGAGCCCAGAGACCCAGCAGUAUGUGUCUGUAAAUGUAACCACGAAUCAAGCAGCUCCCUCGCCAGUCACCAACGUGAAAAGGGGAAAGAUUGCAAAGAACAGCAUCUCUUUGUCUUGGCAAGAGCCAGAUCGCCCCAAUGGCAUCAUCCUGGAGUAUGAAAUAAAGUACUUUGAAAAGGACCAAGAGAGCAGCUACACAAUUAUCAAGUCUAAAGAGACCACUAUUACUGCAGAGGGUCUGAAGCCUUCGUCUGUGUAUGUCUUCCAAAUUCGAGCACGGACAGCAGCAGGCUACGGUGCCUUCAGCCGAAGAUUUGAGUUUGAAACCACACCAGUGUCUGUAGCAGCAUCCAAUGAUCAAAGCCAGAUUCCCAUCAUUGCAGUGUCGGUGACAGUGGGAGUCAUCUUGUUGGCAGUGAUGAUUGGCUUCCUCCUCAGUGGCAGUUGCUGCGAGUGUGGCUGUGGACGGGCUUCUUCCCUGUGCGCUGUUGCCCAUCCAAGCCUAAUAUGGCGGUGUGGCUACAGCAAAGCCAAGCAGGAUCCAGAAGAGGAAAAGAUGCACUUUCAUAAUGGGCACAUUAAGCUGCCGGGGGUCAGAACCUACAUUGAUCCACACACCUAUGAAGAUCCCAAUCAAGCUGUCCACGAAUUUGCCAAGGAGAUCGAAGCUUCAUGCAUCACCAUUGAGAGAGUCAUUGGAGCAGGUGAAUUUGGUGAAGUUUGUAGCGGACGUUUGAAACUACCAGGAAAAAGAGAAUUACCUGUGGCUAUCAAAACUCUUAAAGUAGGAUAUACCGAGAAGCAGCGCAGAGAUUUCCUGGGUGAAGCAAGUAUCAUGGGACAGUUUGAUCAUCCGAACAUCAUCCAUCUAGAAGGUGUUGUGACCAAAAGCAAACCUGUGAUGAUAGUGACAGAGUAUAUGGAGAACGGCUCCUUGGACACAUUUUUAAAGAAAAACGAUGGCCAGUUCACUGUGAUUCAGCUUGUUGGCAUGCUGAGAGGCAUUGCUGCAGGAAUGAAGUACCUUUCUGACAUGGGCUACGUGCAUAGAGACCUUGCUGCGAGGAACAUCUUAAUCAACAGUAACCUUGUGUGCAAAGUGUCUGACUUUGGGCUUUCCAGGGUACUGGAAGAUGAUCCUGAGGCAGCCUACACCACAAGGGGAGGCAAAAUUCCAAUCAGAUGGACUGCCCCAGAAGCAAUAGCUUUUCGAAAGUUCACUUCUGCCAGUGAUGUCUGGAGCUAUGGAAUCGUUAUGUGGGAAGUUGUAUCUUAUGGGGAGAGACCCUACUGGGAGAUGACCAAUCAGGAUGUGAUCAAAGCAGUGGAAGAAGGCUACCGCCUGCCAAGCCCCAUGGAUUGUCCUGCUGCUCUCUAUCAAUUAAUGCUGGAUUGCUGGCAAAAAGAUCGAAAUAGCAGGCCCAAGUUUGAUGAAAUCGUCAACAUGCUGGACAAGCUGAUACGAAACCCAAGUAGUCUGAAGACACUGGUUAAUGCAUCAAGCAGGGUAUCUACUUUGUUGGCUGAGCAUGGUUCUCUGGGGUCAGGGGCCUACAGAUCAGUAGGUGAAUGGCUGGAAGCAAUCAAGAUGGGCCGGUAUACAGAAAUUUUUAUGGAAAAUGGAUACAGUUCAAUGGACGCUGUGGCUCAGGUGACCUUGGAGGACUUGAGGCGCCUGGGAGUGACUCUGGUCGGUCACCAGAAGAAGAUCAUGAGCAGCCUUCAAGAGAUGAAGGUGCAGCUGGUAAAUGGGAUGGUGCCAGUGUGACCUCUGUGUGUCACUUCUCCAAGUGAACAACUCUGCACUUUGUAAACAGCCCUGAGAUUUCUUUUAACAAUUCUAGGAGAAAAGGGAAAAGAGUGAUAUCUCAACCUUUGGAGGCAUUUGCCUCAGCCGUUGAAUUUGUAAUCAAUAUUUUACUAAAAUAUCCUUAUCUUCCUCUUAUUGUCUUCGUUUUAUGAACAAGUGUAACCUUCAUAGAGUGGAAACAUGGAGAUAAACAUUCUAUAAUAAAAUAGUAACUCAAUCCUUCCCCCAUUACUUCCACAGAAUCUAGUCCAUGAAAUAUAUCAAGACACGGCACCUUUACAGACAGUUAAGGUAGCCCCUUUCAAAACUUCCAGGGAUCUACUUGAAAGGAAAAGUUUUAAAGCCAUGUGUGGGCUAAGAAAAGCUGCAUUUCACUGACGUUUACUUCAAGUCUUAAUUGUCUACAUAGUGUAUUGAAGAGCAAUAUGAUUAGAUUAUUCCUUAAAAGCAGUUUGUAAUUUCAAAUGCAAUUACAUGUUAAGUUAUAGAAAAUAGUUUAUAAACAUUUUGCUUGGUCAAGGAAAAGUUGAAUACAGGGUGUAUAUUUAUCUUUUUGUAUUAUAGGAUUUAUUUGUAGUUGCUCUUCUAGAGAACAUUAGAUAGUGAUUGUGUAUAUACUGUAUGUAUAAUUUAUAAUAUGGCCAGGAACUGACUAAACUUGGAUUUUGUGUGUGUGUGUGUGUGUGUGUGUGUGUGUGUGUGUGUGUAUGUAUGUGUGUGUGUGUUGGAAUAUGCAUAUAAUAUUGUUCUGCUUGCCUUUUUAUGGUGUUUUAAUUUUGGAAGUAUACAGGAAAGGGUGUUCUAUGCUGUAAUAUGAAUAAGAGAAAUAGGAAACAGUAUAACAAAAUCCAGUUCAAGUCGAUGUUUUUCUCUCAUUUUGAAAGCAACUAUUUAGUUUAGUUAAACAGCUAAUGCCUCUAAGGUGAAAUCCCUUUGUGUUCUUACAAAUACAUUCUACUAUCUCUGACUAAGAAGUUCUAGCCGAUAGUUUUAUGCCCUACUAUGAAAUUAAACCUUCCUAAAUGUAGUUCCAGAAAACAUUUUCUCCAGCAACUUUGACACUAGGGCACAUUUAUGUGAGCUGUUAUCUGAGUGUGCUGGCUUCUGUUGGGAUCCAGGCGGGGGCACUCAAUGUCUCCCUUUGUGCUCUUCCUUGUAGUCACUGCCAUUGUGUCUCAUCAGUACAAAGGGAGGCGGGGGAGGGGGAUGUUUUUUAACUCAUAUUUUUGUUUCGAGGUUCUUUUGUAAGUAAUAACUCCUUGUUUACAUUUUAAUUACAUUCUGCCCACCAUUACAUAACCUUGAUUAUACUUUAAAGAAUCAAUGAAAAGUAUUAAGAAAUUAGACGGUUAAGUAAUAUAAAAUACUCCUUCAGUCCAUUUUAUAUACUAUACCAGUCAAGGGCUGUCAUUUGAGGUAAAGUUCACACGGUUUAUUGAAAUGUUCAAAAAAGUGAGCGUGAUAGUGACAUGAACAAUAUUUUAUGUUGUUACACUUCUAAAAUCAGGAGAAUAGUAUGUGGUAAUUGAGGAGCAGAGAAUUUAAAAGAGGACUUUCAGUGCUACCUUGGUAAAAGCAUGUAAGAGGAGCGAGAUCUGCAGGAGAGGUGUCAGGGUUUUGUUAGCCUUAGUCCUUGCUCUUGUGUUUGUUUCUCUUCAGUGUUAACCCAAUGAGAAAAGCAAUUGUGAAGCAGACUUUCUCUCUCUCUCUCUCUCUCUCUCUCUCUCUCUCUCUCUCUCUCUCUCUCUCUUUCUCU